Messenger RNA from Amoebophrya sp. A120, 1154 nucleotides. NCBI's taxonomy places the organism in Eukaryota, Dinophyceae, Syndiniales, Amoebophryaceae. The record is from the annotation of a GenBank genome assembly.
UAAUAUUUGGUCCAGGCGUUGCACCGGCACAAGUUCGGUUCGUUGAGUGAAUCGUAGGCGUUGAUGGUCGCGGAGUGUGUUUCCUUAGACGCCCGGAUUAGUCUUGGCACAUUGGCGCUUGUAAUUUUGAUCAUUGGUAGAUCGAGGCCGGUUGACACUGGCGCUGCUUCUCUUUUCAUUUUACUCACCACGCCACAACGUUAUUGCACCAUGCGUAGUCCAAGUCCAGCAGCAGUUGACGUCAUGGCUGCGCCCGCGUCGCUCCGGCGACUUUUUCUCGUCCUACUGCCAGUAGCGUCUUUGGCAUUGAACCUCCCGACGAAAACCUCCAAACCGCCAAAAGAGACCGACACGCGAAGCAAUUGCUGGCGCUACCUGGACCAAACCGACGCAAUCUGCCACUCGCUGGAAAAAGACGCAAAAGCCAAGUGCCAGCAACACUUCUGUGGACCGAUUUUUGAAGCGACAGGUGCUUUUUUAAUACCAUCUAUCAAAAAUAGCUUUCAUUAUUACAGUUGCAGAAAGUCACGCAUGAUAGACAGACCACUUGAGCAUAGGCAUACAAGUAUCAUUCUCACCAGAAGAGCAAGCAAAUCCAAAUGCAUACAUCGAAGUUCUACAACAAAGCCAAACUAACAUCAACCCUGUAUAAAAAACUUCUCCAUGAUUAUAGCGUCCAGCUGCUCCGACAUUGAGAAGUGGCAACAGAAAUGGGAUCGGUUGCAGGCCAGUGUGCAGGUCUUGUGCCCAGAGCCGCCACCCCGCCACGCGGGCGGGGAUGUGGAGAAGUCCCAGGACCCGAAGUACCUGGAGGACCACAUGCUCGAUGAGCCCCUGAAGCCGUGCGCGAAGUAGAAAUGUUGAAGUGGCGAGAAUUGUUGAGAUGCAAAUUAUGUAUGAUCUGCCGCGAGACCACGGACAGUAGCUCAUUUGAUGAAAAGUACGUCCCGAGAGCGAGAAAAUUCGACGAUCGGCACCGCUAUGAUUUUCUUUUCCGCCUACGGGCUACAAGUACCACUCUGACGCCGUUUCAGAUUACAACUCAUCUCCAGCUCCACCGAUCCUGACUGACGUACAACAAAAAUAAAAUCCAAGAUUCUACUGCUGUGCCUCGCCACUGACUGGCGCGGACCAUUCUAAAUUGGAGUUGUGGG